AUGCUCCGGCUGGGAAAUGCUCAAGCUGGAUAUGAGCAUGCAGCAUUCAGCGUACCGGGUGCGAGUAGCUUCGUUGCUCCGACCGGCGUUCCUUCAAGUGUCUGGUCGUCGUUCUAUCCAGUGCCCACAGGACAGGAGCCACAGCCUGCCGUCUACGAUCCCAUCCUCAACAUCACCUAUCCCGCGAACCUGACGAAUCCUGACACAAUACCAGACUACGACCCGGAUCCUGUCUUCUACCCUCAGCCGACCGCCAACUUGACACUAUCGGAGCAGAACAAGGUGAUAUCAGAUGUCGUCUCCGAUGUCAAAUCGAAAAUCGCCGAGUCUCAGUCCUCCGGGAACUGCUCAACAUGUCUGGAAGCUCUCUCCAUCGCCAAGCGUGCCGCUCAAUUGGCUCCAAGUCUUGUACCUGAUGCACUGGUGAGCUUUUGCAACGCUACGGGAUUCAAGUCUGAAGAAGCCUGUGUGGAAAGCUACAAUGCGUCGACCUUUGGAGCCAUCUGGACUCAAGUCCUAGCAUUUGCAGACGUUUCAGGUCUGGACGGCCACUACAUCUGCCAUUCCCUAUCAAGCACCUUCUGUGAUGCUUCCAAGACUUCCCCUUUGAUCGCGACUGGACUUUUUCCAAAGCCCAAGCCGAAGCAUCCGAAGGUGUUCAAGCCAAGCGGCGAAACGGUCAAGGUCCUACACAUGAGCGACUUUCACAUCGAUCCUCGAUACAAAGUCGGAUCAGAAGGAAAUUGCACCAGCGGUCUGUGCUGUCGAUCGAAUGAAAAAAACUCCGACCUCAUAAGUGGCCAGACUAGCUUUCCUGCGCCUUCGUACGGAUACUUCGACUGUGACUCUCCUUAUGACCUCGGUCUGGCUGCGCUCCAAGCAGUUGGUCCAUUGACGGGUACAUCAAAGAAGAAUCCAUUGGGCUGGACGAUCUAUACGGGAGAUCUGGUUAGUCAUGAGAGCCAGAACGAGCUGAGUCGUGCAUACACCACUUAUGCCGAGACGACGAUCUACAAUUACAUGUUCAAAUCUUACCUGACAGGACCCGUUUUCGCAGUACUGGGAAAUCAUGACACGAACCCAGAGGCAAUUACAGCACCGCAUUCUCUACCAGGUCCACUCGGUCAACAGAUGAGCUGGAAUCACGACCAUGUCUCCGCAUUAUGGAAACACGAAGGUUGGAUCAAUGAUGCAGCAGCCGCCCAAGCACGACUCCACUACGGCGCAUACUCGAUGAAGAACCAUUACGGUUUACGAAUGAUCACCUUCAACUCGGACUUCUGGUACCACAGCAACAUCCUCAACUUCAUCAACACCACCAACCCGGAUGUCAGUGGAACCUUCCAAUUCGUGAUUGACGAAUUGCAGGCCGCCGAAGACGCCGGAGAACGAGUCUGGCUCUUCGCUCACGUGCUCUCAGGUUGGGACGGUAGCAAUCCCAUGCCCAACCCGACGAACCUCUUCUAUCAAAUCGUUGAGCGAUACUCUCCGCACGUCAUCGCCAACAUCUUCUUUGGCCAUACGCAUGAAGACCAAUUCGAGAUCUUCUACGCCAAUAACGGCACAAACCAAUCUUGCUCCACCGCUCUAAACACAGCCUGGAUUGGCCCCUCCGUCACACCCCUCACAAACCUCAACUCCGGUUUCCGCAUGUACACAGUCGACACCGGCACCUUCAACAUCCAUGACGCCUACACCUUCACCGCCGACGUCUCCUCCUUCUCCAACCUCACCACCACCGGUCCAGUCUUUUCUCUCGAAUACUCCACCCGCGAAGCCUACGGCGCCGCAGCGAACUGGCCAGCGGAAGCACCACUGAACGCAACGUUCUGGCAUAAGGUGACGGAGGCGAUGGAGAGGGAUCGCAAACUAGUCAGUCAAUUCAACACGUAUCAGGGGAAGAGUAGUGUGCGCACGCCGAAUUGUACGAGCGAGGAGUGCGCUGCUGCGAAGAUCUGUUACAUGCGAAGUGGGAGUGUUGCCUUGGGACAGGCGUGUACGCAAGGAUAUGGGAGUGUGCAGAGCGCUUUCAACCCGAAGAAGAAGAAGAAGUGA
Zymoseptoria tritici IPO323 is the source of this 2055-nucleotide messenger RNA. RefSeq lists its product as uncharacterized. The record is from RefSeq and is a predicted model, not a curated record. Lineage: Eukaryota; Fungi; Ascomycota; Dothideomycetes; Mycosphaerellales; Mycosphaerellaceae. The transcript is spliced from 3 exons. Gene Ontology annotation, biological process: sphingomyelin catabolic process. Gene Ontology annotation, molecular function: sphingomyelin phosphodiesterase activity. The coding region runs from base 1 to 2055 and encodes 684 amino acids.